Molecule: messenger RNA, 2246 nt
Organism: Stegodyphus dumicola
Lineage: Eukaryota; Metazoa; Arthropoda; Arachnida; Araneae; Eresidae
Product: 5-oxoprolinase
Biological process (GO): glutathione metabolic process
Cellular component (GO): cytosol
Molecular function (GO): 5-oxoprolinase (ATP-hydrolyzing) activity
Source: RefSeq, a predicted model, not a curated record
AAGACGUGGCAAUGUUUACACCUAAAACAUAAAACAUGUGUUCUUUCGUAAUCACGCGGGAUGUACGUGUGGGUGGUAAAGCUGUGGUUGUUUGAGUGAAAAUUAUGAACGACAAAUUUUGUUUUGCUAUUGAUAGGGGUGGUACUUUUACUGAUGUUUUUGCUGUUUGCCCUGGAGGUAAAGUAAGAGUCUUAAAGCUUCUUUCUGAUGAUCCCGCAAAUUAUGAGGAUGCCCCUCGUGAAGGUAUACGAAGAGUCCUUUCGGAGGUUUCGAGUCAGAAUUAUGAUCCAGGUAAGCCCAUCGGUACAAGUGAGCUUGACUGGAUACGGAUGGGAACAACUGUUGCCACCAAUGCACUUUUAGAAAGGAAAGGAGAAAGAAUAGCCCUAGUCAUAAGUGCUGGCUUUAAAGACACUUUACAUAUUGGAAACCAAUCUAGACCGAAAAUAUUUAGUUUGGAAAUUAACUGCCCCGAUGACCUAUAUGAAGAAAUUGUUGAAAUUGAAGAGAGAAUUGUGUUACAGCAAGAUCAGUGUCAGAUAAAAAAAUCAUGUCCUGUUUUGAUUGGAACUACUGGUGAAAAUAUAGAAGUGUGGACGCCACUAAAUGAGGAAAAAUUAAGAAAUGAUUUGAAAAAGAUUCUCGAUAAGGGGAUAAAAAGUUUAGCUGUAGUACUGAUGCACUCUUACUUAUUUCCUGAUCAUGAGAUGUACAUUGGGAAAAUUGCAAAAGAUAUGGGCUUUCAUCAUGUGUCUUUAUCAUCAGAAGUAAUGCCUAUGGUUCGAAUGGUGCCACGAGGCCAUACAGCUUGUGUAGAUGCUUAUUUAACGCCAUGCAUUAAAAGAUAUGUUGAAAAUUUUUCUGCUGGCUUUCAGAAUAAACUGGAGGGUGUGAAUGUGUUAUUUAUGCAAUCAGAUGGAGGAUUAACGCCCAUGAGCUUGUUCUGUGGUUCUCGAGCAAUAUUAUCUGGUCCUGCUGGUGGUGUUGUUGGUUAUAGCAAAACUACAUAUAAUAAAAUUUCUAGUCUACCUGUUAUUGGAUUUGAUAUGGGUGGAACUUCUACUGAUGUGAGCAGAUAUGAUGGUCGCUAUGAUCACGUGUAUGACACAACAGUUGCUGGUGUUAGUGUGCAGGCACCACAGCUUGACAUUAACACAGUUGCAGCUGGAGGUGGAUCUAUGCUAUUCUUCAGAUCUGGUCUUUUAGUUGUAGGUCCAGAAUCUGCUGGUGCCCAUCCAGGACCUGUUUGUUACAGAAAAGGGGGACCUUUGACAGUUACUGAUGCUAAUCUUUGCCUUGGUCGACUUCAGCCAGAUUUUUUCCCCAAGAUAUUUGGGGAAACAGAAGAUUUACCUCUUGACAAAGCUGCAACUCUCAAAGCAUUUGAAAAAUUAACUAAUGAGAUAAAUGAUUUUAAUUCCACUCAAGUAGAUGUUAAGAAAGAGACUCUUUCCGUUGAAGAAGUUGCGUAUGGCUUCAUAAAAGUUGCCAAUGAAGCUAUGUGCCGGCCCAUUCGUGCCUUAACCCAGGGGAAAGGAUUUGACACUUCUCAGCAUAUUUUAGCCUGCUUUGGAGGAGCGGGAAGUCAGCAUGCUUGUGCGAUAGCUAAAAUUCUAGGAAUAUCCUCUAUUUUUAUCCACAAGUAUGCAGGUAUUCUUUCAGCUUUUGGUAUGGCAUUAGCUGAUGUAGUUUCUGAAGUUCAAGAAUCCUGUGCAAAAAUAUAUUCUCCAGAAAAUUUUGAGUACUUAGAUGAAAGGAUUAAGAAUUUGACAUGCAAAUGCCAGGAAAAUUUACAAAAGCAAGGGUUUCAAGAGCAGGAAAUAAAUAUUGAAGUGUUUUUAAACAUGAGAUAUGAAAGAACAGAUUGUGCUCUUAUGUGCAGUGGAGCUGCCACAUCAUUUGCUGAUACUGAGCCAAAAUUUAUUCGAGAGAAUGGUGAUUUUUUAAAAUCAUUCACAGAUCGGGUUCUGCGAAGCAAUGGAAACAGUUUGUCGGUAAUAGAGUGGUUAAGGUGCAGGAAAAAUCAUCCCAGAUCUUGGAAUCAUUGCAGUGGAAGGGAAAAUCCUGCUGAUUUAGUUAGUAGGGGUGUGCCAGCUCAAUGUUUGUUGGAAGGUGAUCGUUGGUGGUGUGGUCCAUAUUGGCUUAAAGGAAAAGAUAGUUUUUCCCCUCAGCAUCCACUGAAGGAUAUCCCACUGGAAGUAGUAGAAACUGAGAGAAAGGGAAAUGCGUUGUGCAUACUACUGUGA